AUGAACAGAGAUGUAAGUGCGACGGGCGCAGGUAUUAUACGUCACAUUAGAAAGACUACAUUUCCCAUUUCCCAUUUCACUGAAACUACGCUAGACAACAUGGCAGGAGUCGGGGCUUUCCUGAAAAAUGCGUGGAACAAGGAGCCUGUUAUCUUUGCCUCCUGUGGUAUUGGGCUGUUGGGUGUCAUUUUGCCUUUCAUCAGCCCCUAUACAAAAUAUACAGCAAUGCUGAAUGCUGCUGUGCCAUACAACUAUCCAGUUCCUGUGCGGGAUGAUGGAAACAUGCCUGAUGUUCCUUCCCAUCCAACUGACCCAAAGGGAAACAAGUUGGAGUGGUUUAAAUCAUUCUAAUUUCUUCUCACAAUCGAGGCUUGUGAUGCUCCUCUUGUCCAUAUGUCUGCAUAGUUGCCCCUGUUGUCAAUGUUUCAAAAUAAAGAUUCUAUUUAAUUCUAA
This is a messenger RNA of Cololabis saira (Pacific saury), 453 nucleotides long. RefSeq names its product NADH:ubiquinone oxidoreductase subunit A3 (gene ndufa3). The coding region runs from base 1 to 351 and encodes 116 amino acids. Gene Ontology annotation, cellular component: mitochondrial inner membrane. The record is from RefSeq and is a predicted model, not a curated record. The transcript is spliced from 5 exons. NCBI's taxonomy places the organism in Eukaryota, Metazoa, Chordata, Actinopteri, Beloniformes, Belonidae.